This is a messenger RNA of Aspergillus melleus, 1119 nucleotides long. It is a transcript of the gene rgsB, whose product is annotated as putative RGS domain protein (Rax1). The transcript has 3 exons. Bases 1 to 1119 code for a protein of 372 amino acids. Lineage: Eukaryota; Fungi; Ascomycota; Eurotiomycetes; Eurotiales; Aspergillaceae. Gene Ontology annotation, biological process: intracellular protein localization. Gene Ontology annotation, cellular component: plasma membrane. The record is from RefSeq and is a predicted model, not a curated record.
AUGGCUUCCCCUUCUCUGACGGACCUGGAGCAGCGGAAUCGCCUACCCACCCUGUUCGAGGUCCUGAGCCGCCGGACGCUCGCUCCGGUCGAUCUCUUUUCGUUCUAUAUUUACAUGCGGGACCAGAAGCGCUCGGUCGACUACUUGGAUUUCUGGCUGGAUGUUUCGCAGCAUAUGUCAUUAUGUCGUCACUAUGUCCGUGAAUUGCGUCGAUCCGUGUUAGUCGCUACGCCCGAUCUCGAAAAGGCAGAUAGCAAAGGCUCGUCGGCUGCUUUGGAAACAUUGGAGAGCUUUGGUGAUAUUCCGCUCGUGGAAGCCGGGCCGUCUGGCAUGCGCCGUGGUCAUCAGGAUUCGGACGAUAGAGAUACGAGUCAAAGGUUGUCGGCAUUCCUUCGCUCAGACGGUCACACUUCCGGUCACUCCCCCCAAAGCAGUCUUGGAUCGCAGAAUGCUGCUCGUACGCCGUCGAACGAAGGUCAGCCCCGCGCCAGCUCCGCCACUCGCAACGACUCGAUUUCGCCCGGACACACGGUAGCUCGUGCCGACAUUCGCGCAAGUGCAGAGAAGGUUCUGUACACGUACUUGCUCCCCGGAGCGGAGAGAGAGAUUGUUCUACCCGAAGAUAUGGUAUCCACGAUCAUCAAUCUAGUCGAAGACGACGGUCGAGACGAUCCGGAGGUUUUUGAUCCUGCCAAGGACUAUGUAUUCCAGGCAAUGGAACGCGACGCAUUUCCAGGGUUUUUGCAGGCAAAGGCCCUUGGUAACCUGGUACCGCUCACCAUCAUUGCUCGUUUGGCCUUCGCUCUCAUUAGCUUCGGCGGAGGCUUCUGGGGCGCUUUCUACGUCGUACUUCGUAAUAAGCCACGACACACCCGUUGUUGGCUGAUUCUUCCAUUCGCCGUUGCCGCCUAUUUCAUUGUAUCCUACCAGUACAAGCUCGACCCGGUAAUGGCAAUGCUCGGAUACAGCGAAUACACGUUCAUGAAUUGGUCUCCGAUUCGCGAGCCCUACGUGCGGAAACUGUUGAACAAACGAGCGACCGCAACGAUAUUCAUAGCGUUUUUUGUCGCGGCCGCAUUGAGUGUUCUAUUCAUUUUCGUUCCGGGUACUAUGCUUUAA